Molecule: messenger RNA, 618 nt
Organism: Parascedosporium putredinis
Lineage: Eukaryota; Fungi; Ascomycota; Sordariomycetes; Microascales; Microascaceae
Source: the annotation of a GenBank genome assembly
AUGGAGACACCUGGGCACAGCUGCAAGAUUAGCUUCGAUUUUUAUCGCCAGUUAUCGCUCACCGAAGACGAUAAAAAUAAAUUCGCCGCCCCCAAGGCAGGCCGAAAAGUCCAGCACGAUGCCGUCGUUAAGCGGCGCGAAACCAAGGGUGCCCCUUCCAAGGGCCUGCACGCGAGCGCCGUUAGCACCCUGCUAAACAAGAAGAAGAAGAAGAAGACGUACACUGCGGAGGAGUUGGGCAUACCGAAGCUCAACAGCAUUACCCCCAUUGGUGUCACGAAGCCUAAGGGCAAGAAGAAGGGCAAGGUCUUUGUCGAUGAUCCGGAGAGCAUGCGCACCAUUCUAGCCAUCGUUCAAGCGGAGAAAGAAGGCCAAAUCGAGUCCAAGAUGAUCAAGGCACGCCAAAUGGAGGAGAUUCGCGAAGCGAGAAGGCAAGAGGCUGAGAAGAAGGAGGAGGAGAAGAGUGCCAAGCUCGAGGAGGUCAAGGAUUCCAUGCGCAAGAAGAGGAAGCGCAAGCUCCAGCUCGGCGGCGCUGAGGACAAGGAGAACACCAAAGAGUUCUCUUCCGGCGGAACCAAGGCCGCCAAACCCAAGAAGAAGAGGGUCGCCUUUGCAUAA